Messenger RNA from Electrophorus electricus (electric eel), 2497 nucleotides. RefSeq names its product ankyrin repeat and zinc finger peptidyl tRNA hydrolase 1 (gene ankzf1). Gene Ontology annotation, molecular function: protein binding. NCBI's taxonomy places the organism in Eukaryota, Metazoa, Chordata, Actinopteri, Gymnotiformes, Gymnotidae. Gene Ontology annotation, biological process: ERAD pathway. The record is from RefSeq and is a predicted model, not a curated record.
UUUAAUGUGUUGUGUAGGUUAGCUGUAUAUAAACGUCUGUCCUGUACGAGUGAUCUAUCGUUAGAUAGAAAACCUCAUUGUGCAUGCAUGUAUUGUGAAACCUAACGUUAAUGGAGCUCUGAUCGUGAUGGCAACCCAGCGAUCUCUUUUUGACCUGGCAUCAGAUCUGAAGCUCACUGAUGGACUCAGGGAGAUUAUAAAUCCCCCACGCCAUGGGGAAACCUUGUCCACCCCAGAACCCUCUGCCCUGGAGGGAUUUCCUGGUGAGAGGAGCGUGUGCAGCAGAUUGAAGGGUGCGGCCUCUCAGGGAGACGCGUCUCACUCGAUGCUUUGCUCAGCAUGCCAGUGUGCUUUAGUGGGUCGUGAAGAGCAGAUGGAACACUACAAACUAGACUGGCACCGUUUCAAUCUGAAACAGCGUCUGGCUGGACGACCACCGUUCACAGUGGAGGAGUUUGAGAAAAAAACAGGUGCAGGUGACAUGUCCAGUAUUUCAGGAUCAGACUCUGAGGAUGAUGAAUCAGACAGUCCUGAAGGUGAGGAGGUGACCUGUGAAGGGAGAGACAGCAGCCGGUUGUCCAGCAGGGUGGUGUUGCAGAACUCUGAGGGACAGUACAUGUCUCUGUACCGCAGGGCAGUACAGAGCAGCAGAGUGGAAGGUGAGGUGAAUUUGGUUGAUUCUUUGCUGAAAGUCUCGGAUAAGACGGUGUGGCUGAUCCUGAUGACAGGAGGGGGUCACUUUGCCGGAGCUGUUUUUCAAGGCAAAGAGGUCUUACAGCAUAAGACGUUCCACCGUUACACAGUGCGGGCAAAGCGUGGAACAGCACAGGGACUCCGAGACGCCCAGAACCGUGGCCACACCCCCAAGUCGGCAGGAGCAGCUCUUAGGCGCCACAACGAGGCCGCAUUGGUUAAGGAUAUUCAAGAUCUUCUGAAGAGCUGGUCCGACUAUCUGAGUGUGGCCAGUGGCAUCUUCCUGCGAGCCCCAAAAUAUAACCGCUCCGUGUUUUUUGGAGGUCGAGGGGCCCCACUGGAAAUAAAGGACAAAAGAAUAUGUUCGCUCCCAUUUGCCACCCGCAGAGCCACGUUCAGUGAAGUGAAGCGUGUCCAUGACGUCCUGUCAACCAUUCAAAUUUAUGAUAAAAACGUCGACAUCUCCAGCAUCCUUAGUCCAUUGAAGAGAGUGUGGCAGAGAAAGUCACGGAAUCCACCGAACCCCAUCACUCAAACACACUCUAAUGCAGCAGUGCUUUCACAGGUAGAGGAAGAUGAGCAGAGCUCAGAAGACGAAGGCUCUGUACAACUUGAGAUGGUGGAAGUCACGCUGGGGACUCUGGAUUUGAGAGAGCAUGAGGUAAAACCAAACAAGAAGAAACGAAGAAAAAGGAGAGAGAGAAAAACAACUGAGAGAGAAGGCUCAGGCAGCAGGCGUCCUGUGGCCACGGAGGAGUGUUCGGAACACACUGGACCUGCGAGACACCAGGACACACUGGAGGAAACUCCAGGCCUGAGGAAAGCCAAGAAUGAACACGUCGAGGGCACAGCUGUGGUGUGUGAAUGGUGGGAGUACGGUCUGAGGGACGCCCUCUACACUGCCUGCAAAACCGGAGACAGUGAGACGCUCUGCACGCUCCUGCAGGGCGAGGAGAUUACAGCCCUCCAUCUCAACACGCCCGUCGACUCCGCCGGCUUCACGCUGCUGCACGUGGCGUCUGCCGCAGGGCACAAGGCCACCAUCAGACUGCUGCUUGAUGCAGGAAGUGACCCAGCCUGCAGGGACAGGAAGGGGCAGACGCCAUAUGGUGUGUCACCGGACAAGGACACCAGGAACACAUUCAGGAAGUACAUGGCUGAGCAGCCUGACAAGUAUGACUACACAAAGGCCCAGGUUCCAGGCCCUCUGACUGCUGAAAUCGAGAGUAAGAAAGCAGAGAAGAAAAAGGCCCAGAAGGUAUUGAGAAGGCGACGCGAGAGAGAGCAGAAAGAAGAACGUCGGAGACGAGAGGAGGAGGAGGAGGAGAGGACUAGGUUCCUGGAACUGAGUGACACGGAGAAGAGGGCGCUAACACCACAGCAGGUAGCGGAAACCGGAGUCCCAUUUACCACAACCAGGCGAUGCUGGCAGUGUGGGGCCUCUUUGCUGGGGAAGGUGCCUUUUGAAUAUCUGCACUUUUCUUUCUGCACAACGCGCUGUGUGCAGGCCCACCGCAGGGCCAAUGCUGCUCCCAAACCCUGAUGGGAAUCAGCCAAACCCAGGCUCAGUGGGACAGAAGGGUGUGGUUGGGUGGAGCGUAGCACAUCGGGAACUAACACUCCAUCGUACCCAGAGCUUCUGCUCAUAUAUACAUGUCUACUGAUGUUAAUAAUCAGGUCUAAGGUUGGUGCUACAAGUCACAGAGGCAGUGCAAAGGAAAACAUACUGAUGAAAAGAUGGCGAACUGAUGGUGUAAUUGUGGAUACACCAGAAAGGAACCAAAAAUAAAGUCGUUGAAGCAGA